Molecule: messenger RNA, 3180 nt
Organism: Dioscorea cayenensis subsp. rotundata (Guinea yam)
Lineage: Eukaryota; Viridiplantae; Streptophyta; Magnoliopsida; Dioscoreales; Dioscoreaceae
Exons: 1
Coding region: 1-3180 (1059 amino acids)
Source: RefSeq, a predicted model, not a curated record
AUGGACAUUAAGCUCACUGAGUCCAUUAUUUCUGCUCUAGAAUUAUCUGUUGCUUUUGAUGAUGGUACACAGGACCUUCUAGAGGAGAUGUAUGCCAAAUAUGCAAUGUUGGAGAAGCAAAAUACCAACAAAUGGGCCCAGCGUGCACACUUGGCUUGGGUGUGUGGCGGGGACACCAAUUCUAAAUUUUUCCAUAAUGCUACUCGUAUCCGCAGGCACAUCAAUCGGAUCACUCAGGUAAAAGAUGCUUGUGGUAAUUUAUUUACUGAGCGAGCAGGUAUUGAGACAGCUUUUAUGAACUCCUAUUCUCGCCUGUGGACUAGUUCUGCUAAUACUUCCUUUGCUGAUAUUCUGAGUCUUAUCCCUAAUGACCUCCCUCAGCUCUCGGAUAUGGAUUGUGCCUUCCUCACUCGUGAGGUUACUCGGGAGGAAGUUCGAUUGUCUGUUUUUGAGCUUCCUUUGGGUAAAAGUCCUGGUCCGGAUGGAUUUAAUGCUGAGUUUUAUCGUUUUUUCUGGGCUGAUAUUGAAGACAGUUUGUUUGAAGCUGUUAAUCAUUUUUUUACCAACUCCACUAUGCCUAAUUCUUGGGGGAAAUCUUAUAUAGCCUUGAUUCCUAAGAAAGAUAGUCCUUUGUAUGUUACUGAUUACAGACCAAUAUCUCUGUGCAAUGUGUGCUUUAAGAUCAUAUCUAAAAUUUUGGCCAAUCGUUUGAAGCUUGUUCUCCCUAAUCUUAUUGGUAGAGAACAAGCGGGCUUUGUUUCGGGUCGCUGUCCCUUCGAUAAUAUUAUUGCUUUGCAAGAAGCUGCCCAUACGAUUGAAUCUGAUUGUAAGAAUCCCCCUAGGAUGUUAAUCAAAAUAGAUAUCGAGAAGGCUUAUGAUACAAUACAUUGGAGUGCAAUUCUUGCUACUCUCUCUAAAAUGAAUUUCCCUCCUAUUUGGAUCUCCUGGAUAGAAGCUUGUAUUUCUUCCACCUCCUUUUCCUUUCUUAUUAAUGGGCAGCCUACCCCUUGGAUUAGAUCUUCCAGGGGUAUCAGACAGGGUGAUCCUAUCUCUUCCUAUCUUUUCAUCCUUGUGUCUCAAAAUCUCACCUCUAUUCUGAAUUUUGCUUUGGCUAAUGGCUAUGUCCCAGGUUUUGAUGCGAGGCUUCGCAUAAACUUUAAUCAUCUUAUGUUCGCUGAUGAUUUAGUCAUUAUUACCCAGAUGUCCCGUAAGGCAGCUAGAUCUAUCAGACUUUGUUUGGAUUUUUAUGGCAAGAUUUCUGGUCAGGUCCCUAAUGAUUCUAAAUCUGCUAUUUAUUUUCCAACCUGGGCUAACAAACGGGUGGCUAGUCGUAUUUGUUCUAUCCUUAACAUUUCAGCUGCUACAUUUCCAUUUAGAUAUCUUGGGAUUCUCAUCUCCCCCAAGCGAUUGGCUAAAUCCACCUUUGCUGAUAUUAUAGCUAACAUUAAAAACCGUUGUUCUCGGUGGACUCACUCUAAAUUAUCGCCUGCAGCCAAGACAGUGCUUAUUAAUUCUUCUCUUCUGUCUCUUCCUCUCUAUUACCUGUCUGUCUAUCCGAUUUAUGACUCUAUCUUAUUGGAGAUCCAUAGGAUUGUUAGGAGAUUUUUUUGGAGUAAGAGUUGCAAUGGAAAGGGCAUCCAUGCUGUAUCUUGGAAUGAUAUUACUAUUCCUAAGACUGAGGGGGGUCUUGCAAUCAGAAAUCUUACUCUUGCUAAGCAUUCCUUGAUGGCUAAGAAUGUUUUUAAGUAUCUUAACUGUGAUAAAUGUAUUUGGGUUGAUAUCCUGCUUCUUAAGUAUGGCAUGCUUAAUUUCUGGAAGGACUCCAUCCCUGCUGGUUGCUCAUGGUUUUUUAGAGGACUCUGUUAUACAGCUAUCAAAAUUAUUCCUAGCUUAAGAAUUAACACUGUUAAUCCUGUUCAGACCUCUCUACUUUGUCAUCCCUGGUGCUCUGAGGUUCCUCUCUCACUGUGCCCUACCUAUAUCAACGUUAAUUUGAACCUCGACUCCUUAUCAGUCUCUGAUUUAUGUAGCAAUGGUUCCUGGGACUUAUACAAGCUUGGGCUGUUAUUUGGGGAUUGGCUGGACUGUUUUAUUCCUAAGCUGGGCACCCUUGACACUUAUGGCAAUAAUCAUUGGAUUUGGUCCACUAAAUCUGUGAAGCAAAGCACUUCGGCCAUUGUUUAUCAGCAUCUUAAUAGCUCUUCUUGUUGGGCUGAUGGUUGGUUGGGUUGGAAGAGGAUCUGGGACUUAAAUGUGGCUCCCCGGGUCCAUCAUUUCCUGUGGUUAGCUUUCAAGGGAAGGGUUAGUACUUAUGAAUAUCUUUACUCCAUAAAUAUGGGUCCCAGGAAUUUGUGUGCCAUGUGCAAUUUAAUGCAUGAAUCAAUUGAGCAUCUCCUUUUUUCUUGCAAUUUGGCUCAGAAUGUUUGGAGUCAUGUUUGCACUAAGCUUAGCAUUUCUAACCCCCUUGCUGAUGGCUUUUGUUCUGGUGGUUGGCUCCUCUGUGAUUUAAUUUCUCCAUUUGCUAAGGCAGUCAUUGCUUCUGCUUCCUGGUUUUUGUGGAAGAAUAGAUGUGACAAAAUUUUCAGGGGGUAUUCUGUCUCUAGUUUGGUCAUUGUCGCCCGGGCUUUUUCUCAUGCAAAGGAAUUCUCCUUUGCUCAUGCUGAUAAGCUUGGAUCCCGUUUGAUUCUUAACAAUUUUUCUUUCAGGGAUGGACUCUUUCUCUUCGUGGCCAGCCAAUGGAAUGAGGCAUCAGAGGUAGGGAAUGUUGGUUUUUUUUGUGUUUCUUCUAAUCUUUCUGUGAUGUUGGCAGGGGCUGGUCCAAUACAAGCUAGGAGUGCUGAGGAUGCUGAUCUGCUGGCGAUCUGCACUGCAAUUCAAGCUUCUGUAGACGCUGGGCUAUCUCUCACGCACUGCUUCAUCACGGGCCCGGGUUCAAGCAGGAUCAUCUCGCAGAGUUAUACACUUGAUUGCAGGAUCCAGAGUUGGAUUAACAGCUUCAACUUCAUCCUUCAGGGGGCUAACCGGCCUUCCAUACAUCUCAUUCCCAAGUCGUGGGCUUCACCUGCUUACAAGCUUGCAUCCUUGGCUUCCAGUUUGCAUAUGCUUUCUUUAUUCUUCCAGGGUCGUGAGCUGCCGAGAUGGGUUAUGAAGGAUUUCUCCAGAGAGGGUUUUAUCUUUUAA